AUGCCCCCCAUCCUGCCAGUCCCUCCUCGGCUGAUAAGCCACCGCGUGGCCCGUCUACUCGAUCCCUCUCUCCCUGCCGACCACCACCAGCACCUUCGUCUUCCAAAUUGGACAGGAGAGCCGAAUCCUCUCGCCGCUCAUCCUUCAUGCGCUGCUCAUCGAACGCCAUGUUUGAGUACUCGAUGGCCUACCAAAUUAUGUCAUUGCACACAUAAUCUACUCGUCGUCACCAGAAUUUUCCGUCUUCACUGCGACUCGGGUCGGUCCUAUCACCUGCUUUCUGAUCUUGCCCCGAAUAACCGCUUUACCCGGGCGGCCCGACUUGCUCUACUUUGA
Molecule: messenger RNA, 336 nt
Organism: Chondrus crispus (carragheen)
Lineage: Eukaryota; Rhodophyta; Florideophyceae; Gigartinales; Gigartinaceae
Exons: 1
Coding region: 1-336 (111 amino acids)
Source: RefSeq, a predicted model, not a curated record